GAUCAAAGCAGAUCAAAUGCAAAGCGUCUCCAGUGAACGCUUCGCUUCGGUCACAGGGUCCCCCUUUUUGGCCGGAGCACAUUCUAGAUACUUCUGCACGAAGUCGCCUGCAUCACUGCAUCAAUGUCGGAGGCGACAAGCACCACUCCUGCGCGCGGAGCAGGGCGCUGUCACCACAGAUGAGACAGCAGUGAGUGGGAUUGAAAAGUCAGGCAAUUCCUUCAGUGCCUUGAAGGACAUUGAGGCUAUCCAGGAGAUCCUUCCCCACAGGUUUCCCUUCCUGCUCUUAGAUCGUGUGGUCGAAUACGUUCCACAGAAGUAUGCAGUCGGGUACAAGAAUGUGACGGCAAAUGACAACUUCUUCACUGGGCAUUUUCCUGAGCGCAAAAUUAUGCCAGGAGUCUUGCAGGUGGAGGCGAUGGCUCAGCUGGGGGGCAUUGUCAUGAUGGAUCCUGAGGACCAGACAGCCAAAAAGAACUUCUUUUUUGGUGGCAUCGACGGCUGCAAGUUCCGGCGCCCGGUUGUGCCCGGUGACACAUUGAUGAUGCGAGUGGAGCUGACAAAGUUCAAUCCGCGCUUUGGGAUUGCCAAGAUGUCGGCCAAGGCGUACAUUGGCAAGGCCCUCUGUUGCGAGGCUGAACUCACUCUGGUCAUGGGCAAGUGAGAUUCUGAAUUACAGUCUGCGUACAGCGCUGAUAGUCGUUCUUGACUGGCCUCGUCUAAAAUUCUGUGUCUCAGACAAGUUGCCCUGACAAGGAAUUCUUGGAAACACCAUGAUGCUUGCCCAGGUUGCUUCAUUGUGUGAGCGUUCAUAUGAGCAGUGAAUGGUGUGCACUUAGAAACCUGGCAUUUCGUAGCUUCUGCAUGGGGGGAGUACUGUAGACUUCUUCAGCACAUUGGAAGUUGCCAAGUUUGCUGAGGCUUCACUCUGCAGCAAGCUAUCACGCUACUAGCUACUAUAGUAUAGCUAGCUAGCUAUGGCUAGCUCUGCAGAUCUGUAGCCCUCAGAAAGUGUAAAAAUUGGAAGUCCUCCGU
Coccomyxa subellipsoidea C-169 is the source of this 1035-nucleotide messenger RNA. RefSeq names its product beta-hydroxyacyl-dehydratase FabZ. NCBI's taxonomy places the organism in Eukaryota, Viridiplantae, Chlorophyta, Trebouxiophyceae, Coccomyxaceae. The record is from RefSeq and is a predicted model, not a curated record. The transcript has 5 exons. Bases 17 to 664 code for a protein of 215 amino acids. Gene Ontology annotation, biological process: fatty acid biosynthetic process. Gene Ontology annotation, molecular function: hydro-lyase activity.